Suillus clintonianus is the source of this 402-nucleotide messenger RNA. RefSeq lists its product as uncharacterized. Bases 1 to 402 code for a protein of 133 amino acids. The record is from RefSeq and is a predicted model, not a curated record. The transcript has 3 exons. Lineage: Eukaryota; Fungi; Basidiomycota; Agaricomycetes; Boletales; Suillaceae.
AUGGCCAUGGACAUCGCCAUCCUUGCCAUUCCAGGUCUAGGCAUGACGGAGACCUCACAAACUCUGUGCUCCUGCUCUUUACUUAUAGGGGUCGGCUGUAUAUUCGCAGGCACGAUGGUGCAACACUUUGGCGUGAGAAUGAGGUCCAUAGACUUCGUGUCAUAUUACCUGCGACAAAAGACGAAAAUGUUUAUCGUCAUUACUAGCAUACCGACUUCUUUUUGUGUGCUGAGUGUGGCGGGUGCUAUCCUCGGUUUUCUCUCAGGUGUCGCCACCGACUUCAAGCCAUCUGCACCUUUAAUGGUUUCAUCCCUUGUUACGCUCGGCGUUGUAGUGUCUUCAUUACUUGUUUUGGUGCUUGCUAGUUAUGGCCCAGGGCCGGCUAGGGUGCGGCCCCAGUGA